AUGAUUGGCAGAGCCGCCAUGAAUGACCCUUGCUGUCUUGCCCACGCUGAUAAGCUAAUUUACGGAGCAAGCGCCAACCCUGAAAGUGCACACUGCAGACGAAGCCUCCUCAUGGCAUACACGGACUACCUGGAGCGCUACGAAGCACGCGUGGACGAGCCCAAAAGCCCUUUUGUCCUACUGAAGCCAAUUCUCGGCGUUUUGAGUGGCAUGCCAGGGCAAAGGCACUUCAGACACACACUUGACACCAAAAUACGACGCUCGGCUCCGGACGAGACGGCGGUGGAGGCACUGCACCAGGCCAUUGAUGCCGUAGACCAUGAAUUCCCGGGGGUUCUUGAUUACCCACUGAGUAUGGGAAAGAACCCGCGGUACGAAGAACUUCGUUCGUCAUUAGAACAACAACUGCGCUCUCCUGAUUAA
This is a messenger RNA of Eimeria mitis, 423 nucleotides long. Its product is annotated as tRNA-dihydrouridine synthase, related. NCBI's taxonomy places the organism in Eukaryota, Apicomplexa, Conoidasida, Eucoccidiorida, Eimeriidae. The transcript is spliced from 4 exons. The coding region runs from base 1 to 423 and encodes 140 amino acids. The record is from RefSeq and is a predicted model, not a curated record. Gene Ontology annotation, molecular function: tRNA dihydrouridine synthase activity. Gene Ontology annotation, biological process: tRNA dihydrouridine synthesis.